Molecule: messenger RNA, 1359 nt
Organism: Macroventuria anomochaeta
Lineage: Eukaryota; Fungi; Ascomycota; Dothideomycetes; Pleosporales; Didymellaceae
Exons: 5
Coding region: 244-1278 (344 amino acids)
Source: RefSeq, a predicted model, not a curated record
ACAUUUCACCCAACUUGAAGUUCCGACGUCCUUGUCAUAGCAUCAUUUGGGUUGGAGGCGUAUGGAAGUCCUACCCUGUGUCGCUUAAGGAUCCAACCUUCCUAGAGUGCACACAACCUCCGAUCUUACAAGACUGCACGUUCCUUCACCGUAUUCGAGCCCACUACUCUACCUCUGAGUCAUGGGCAUCAAUACUUUGUGUUACCGUGAUAGACGCUUGGUCGUGGAGAUAAGAGAUUUGGCAUGGAAAGACGCCUUUAUGAAGUCGUCCAAAUCACGAAAGUGCACAGCAAGAACACACUCAAAUUACUCAGGUUUUCGCUGAGCCGCGUUUCGACGAAGCAUAUCCACCAUGCGUGUAGCUGUUGCCGGUACUUGCAGCCUCGCACUCCUGAUUGCUCAAAAGAUCCAGGAGUCAACCAGUCAUCAAGUUAUUAUUCUGUCCAGAAUAGUGAGUAUCAAGAAAACCAGACUGUCCUCAUAUCGCAAGGUUAUCAGUGCCAAGUUGUGAACUACAAGAGUUCGUCAUCCCUACAGCACGCAUUGAUGGGCGUGGACACAGUCAUUUCGACAGUGACCGGCAAGCCCCAGCUCCGACUCAUCGAAGCAGCCGUGCAGUGUCGCGUUCGUCGAUUUGCUCCAGCCGAGUUCGAAGGCCAACCAGGGCAGCGAGUGCCGAACAGCAUACUAGACCGCGGCCAGAGCCCAGCUCUCAAUUUGCUCCGGCAAUACGCUGCAUACAUCCAGUCGACUGCCUUUGUGUGCGGCAUCUUCUACGAACGCUUCGCUGUUGGCGGGCUUCGAGCACACCAGAUCGGCGCCAACAUCGCAAGUGGUGAAGGAGACUACAUUGCAGACCUUCGCAACAUGACUGCGGUAGCACCAGUCUACGAUGCUGCAAACAACUACUCGUACCUUUGCUUGACAUCGAUAUACGAUGUCGCCAAGUUCGUGGUCCGGUCAUUGGAUAUACCGCGUUGGCCUGUGGAGAUGUCCAUGUGCGGCGAGAGGAUGAGUGUCAACGCUCUCAUCGAGCUCAUCAAGACAUGCAGAGGUCGUCCGUUGCAUCCUCUUGAGUGGCAGAACCCAUCAGGUCUCCAGUAUCAACUCAGCGUCGCUGAUGACAUUACCCAGCAGCAACGUAUCGCAACACAUCUGGCCACGGCCGAAGGACGUUACGACUUCGUUACACCUGCGUACUUGAAUUCCAUGUAUCCGGACGUACUGACGACCUCCUUUCAAGCUUGGCUGUCGCACACCUGGGCUGCGAUACCCUAACCGAGCGGUAUUGUUACUGAUAAACUUCCGUCCUAGAAGCUUUUUUUCGCGUAAUUACCACCCUGCAGCAACCACAAUCAA